Messenger RNA from Drosophila serrata, 1325 nucleotides. RefSeq names its product Mitochondrial Magnesium Exporter 1 (gene MME1). Gene Ontology annotation, molecular function: O-acyl-L-carnitine transmembrane transporter activity. Gene Ontology annotation, cellular component: mitochondrial envelope. The record is from RefSeq and is a predicted model, not a curated record. Gene Ontology annotation, biological process: carnitine transmembrane transport; mitochondrial transport. NCBI's taxonomy places the organism in Eukaryota, Metazoa, Arthropoda, Insecta, Diptera, Drosophilidae.
GCAAACAAUAUUUUUAAUCUCAGUAAUAAAGUCAACGAAUACAUUUUUUAAGCGGGCAACUGAUUUGAAAGCAAAAAACUGAGUUGGCAGCCCUGCUCAGCUGGGCGCUGAAGAGACUGCAAUUUCGGUAGAAUCAAAUGAAAUCCAUUUUUAAGCGAUAAGACUGCGAGUGAUCAUGGAAGUAGCACUCCCACAACCUGAGGAAACAUACAGCAUUAGCAUAGGUCAGCAACCGCCUAGAGAAGAGAUAAGGAACCGAUAGCAAUAGCUGAAAUUCUGCGUUCUUCGCACACGUGCCCGUUCGCUCUGAAGAGGUUUACGCGUUUACCAGAUUGUUUACGUAAAUAUUAAUAAACACGCGAUGACGACCGGGGAGGUUCAAGCCAAGGAACGAAAGGCGAAUCCCGUCAAGUCCUUUAUAGCCGGCGGCUUUGGCGGCAUGUGCAAUGUGGUCGUCGGUCAUCCCCUGGACACAAUUAAGGUUCGUCUGCAGACCAUGCCCAUGCCAUUGCCAGGACAGCCACCACGAUACAAGGGAGUUGCGGACUGCGCUGUUAAGAUCUUUCGGCAGGAGGGAUUCCGUGGUUUCUAUAGGGGAAUUUCCGCUCCUCUGGUUGGCGUGACUCCCAUCUAUGCUGUGGACUUUGCCGUGUACGCGGCGGGCAAGCGACUAUUCCAAACGGACGAACACAUUAAGCUCACCUAUCCGCAGAUCUUUGCUGCCGGAGCCCUAGCCGGAGUCUGCUCCGCACUCGUCACAGUACCCACCGACCGGAUCAAGGUGUUGCUUCAGACGCAAACCGUGUCCAGUGGUCCAUUGCUGUACAAUGGCACCAUGGAUACGGCGAUGAAGCUAUAUAGGCAGGGCGGAAUCAAAAGUCUGUUCAAGGGAACGUGUGCCUGCAUUCUGAGGGAUUCACCCACCGGCUUCUAUUUUGUGACAUAUGAGUUCCUGCAGAACUUGGCCAAACAAAAGUCCAAAACAGGACAGAUCAGCACCACAUCAACGAUUUUAUCCGGCGGAACGGCGGGCAUUGUGUUUUGGACUUUGGCCGUGCCCUUCGAUGUACUUAAAAGCCGCCUCCAGUCGGCACCUGAGGGCACUUACAAGCACGGCAUUCGAAGCGUUUUCCGAGACCUGAUGGCCACCGAGGGGCCCAAAGCUCUAUUCCGGGGCAUUCUUCCGAUACUAUUACGUGCCUUUCCCUCGACAGCUGCUGUCUUUUUUGGUGUGGAACUGGCGAAUGAUUUGUUGAAUUAAGUUACAAGUUUUGUAUUUAGGAAAGAGGCUGUAGAUAGUUGAUUAAAUGUUGUUAACAGAGUUA